AUGGGAGUCAGCUCCAAUAAACACGGUGCAGGAGGCGCUGUCACUGGACACUUUGAUGGUAUGUCACUUCUGCCAGUCGCUAAUGGUCAGUGUGCCCUUCGGUCUUCAUACCUUUGGUAUAGGAAGUUGCUAUUGAUGAUGACUUCGUUGAUUUCCCGCAGCUGGUUUGGCUCGGGUACCUUGCUCGUGCUUCCGAAACCCAGCAUGCCCUGGCUAAGGAGUCUCUGUUCAAGUUCUAUCUAUUUCUCGCCGGACCAAUUGAUGGUACUUAUAUUGAGGAGGAACACCUGUGCAGAAGGGGAACGGCGCAAUAACGUUGCUGUCAAUGUCGAUGAGCUGUGUAGCUGUAGUCAGAACUUCACGUAUUAA
This is a messenger RNA of Pochonia chlamydosporia 170, 369 nucleotides long. RefSeq lists its product as hypothetical. The transcript has a single exon. NCBI's taxonomy places the organism in Eukaryota, Fungi, Ascomycota, Sordariomycetes, Hypocreales, Clavicipitaceae. The record is from RefSeq and is a predicted model, not a curated record. The coding region runs from base 1 to 369 and encodes 122 amino acids.